AUGGCAAUGCCCAGCAUGGGGAGCGACUUCCAGCUCUUCUCCCCUAACACCAACAAGAGAAACUCAAGAGACUCACAGGCCGAGUCAAUGUCUUUUGCCCCAUCCUUCACCACGGACGAAGCCACUCAAGAUUGGACACAAUGGAUGAGAUGGGAUGAUCAAGGCUUCGCAGAGGGAGUCAAAGAGCUCUCCCAAUCACCGUUCGACCUGGCCUUCACCUCACCAAACACAUCAACCGGUAAUCCAAGCACCGCCUUCUUCAACAAAUCCGAAUUCUCCCCCGACAUCUCUCUCGACUGCACGAACCUCCCGUUUGACUCCUUCUUCGAUCGAGGGUACAACAGUAUGACCAACUCCAAGGGCGACUCGAGUGGAGCCGAGAUGCCAUCUACGCUGUCAACUGCAGCGGGCUCACCAUUAUCCCCGGACGGAAUCACCCGCAAACGCAAGUCAGGCAGUGACGACGACGGAUCAACCGUGAGCGGCGUCGUGCCACCGGGCAAGAAAAUGCCCGCCAAGAAACGAGCACACAACGUUAUCGAAAAGCGGUACCGAGCCAACCUCAACGAAAAGAUCGCCGAACUGAGAGACAGCGUCCCCAGCCUGCGAGCCUCGAAGAAUGCGGCCGGCAGCAUCAUCGAUGAUGACGAAGGCGAAGGUGUCACCCCUGCCAGCAAAUUGAACAAGGCUUCCAUCCUAUCGAAGGCAACAGAGUAUAUUCGCCACUUGGAAAUCCGCAACAAACGACUUGAAGAGGAAAACACCGCCCUCAAGAACCGACUUCGUCUAGCAGAUAAGGCUGCGGAACAAAUGAUCACAUCCACCGCUUCUGUCUCAUCGCCCAGCAACUAUACCGAGUCUGGGGCAAGUUCAUCCCCGAGUGUGUUCUCACAGGUUGAAGAUUCGCCGAGUGAUCACUCUCCUACAACGCUGCAUCCUCCCGAGGGGUUGAUGAAGGUACCAGAUGCCUUCCAGCGCCUCCGAGACGAAGCAGCUGCCAAAAACAGCGCCUUUUCCCAGUCGUAUAUGCAAUAUCCCAGCAGCGCCGGCAACAGCAACGGCAAUAGGUCCACCCAGGGUGGCGGAGGUCGCAGCCGCUCCUACUACCCCAACAAAUACAUGCUUGGCGCUCUUGCUGGUCUGAUGGUUCUUGAGGGUCUGGGUAGCGACAAAGAGAGCGAUUCAACCGCCAAGGGACUGCUGGCGCUUCCCGUCAAUUUGUUGAACAGCCUGCAAAAUCCGACCAUCAAGUACUGGAUGGCAGUGGCUCGCAGCUUUUGGUACUCGUGGCACGCAAGGGCCAUCUCGCACUUCCUUAUCCUCGCAACUCUGGUCGUUGGUAGUGCCUUUGUGGUUUUUGUAUACCUCUUCAAUGCCGGGCCCAAAAGUCAACCAGGCUCAUCCAAGACUGCAUUCAUGUCCGAUGCAACGCUAUCGUCAUCAAACUUCCGCCGUCAAGCGUGGUUAACGAGCAUACAGCAAGUCGGUGUGCCGCGUCAUCGGUUCUUCCAUGAGUGGUACGUGGUCACCUCGCGCUGCUUCGAGUAUGUGCUGCGCUGUCUUCUGGGCUGGAAACUCUACUCUUCCAUCACCGGCGUUACCGUCGAGGACGACAAGGGCCGCGUGAAGUCAUGGGAUAUCGCCAUCGAUGCGCAACUGGCUGGUGGAGAUCCCGAAAUCAGCAAGAGCAGGUUAGUACUCACCAUCUUCGCUGCAGGAACCCUGCCUCGCAGUCCAAUGCGAAUGAUGCUCAAGGCGCUACAUUGCCGCAUCCUUCUGUGGCGAGUCGGUGUUCCCGGAUCAUGGACUUUCCACAUCUCCAAUGAUGUCGCACGAUCAUUGGCCGGCUAUCAGUGGGAUCUUGCCCGCAAGAUGCACGCAGCCAUGCCAAAAGACCAUCCAGAGGCCCUGCCGAGUCAUUUGGCUGCCCUACUGCAGCUCGACUGUGAUGAGGUCAUGAUCGACACUGUUGUCCAACGUGCGGCGAAUCUUACAUGGAACCGCCCUACGCAAGAGGGAGCCGAGGAUGACGAGGCCCUUCUGGACGUUGUGGAGGAAGAUCCUGCGAUUCGGUCCUCCCUCGACGCUCUUGCCGCCUGGUGGUCAAGCCACCUCUUGCAGCGAGCACUGCUCAGAUACUUUGAGGCUAGCUCUGGUGGGCCCGAUGCGAAGAAGAGCCGUGACUUGUUCAAAGCCAAGAUCAAGAUCGCUCUGGACGUUGCUCCCCAGCCAUCUGCCGCUCAUACCCGCGCUCUAGUCAUGAAAGCGGUGUUCUUCGACCAUGACCGUGCUACCAACAUCGGAGCCGUCCUGGCAGCGCUGCCCAAGGACAAAGGAAAGAGCCAGCAGAGUCAAGCCUCCAACUUCCUAGAUUCGUCACUUCCGGUCUCCGUGCGGGAUGAGAUCGCCAUAUCCGUCCGCUGUGCCAUGAUUGCGGCAAUCUUCACGGCACGAACCACGGGUGACACCUCUCUCCCCGCAUCCUUCACCAUCCAGAAAGCGAUCACAUGGUUCAAUCAGCUUCCACUCGAUCCUGUCGAUUUGACCCUGAUUGGCUUUGCCUCGGUUUACCAUCUAUUGCAUGUUCUUGCUUCGGACACGGAUUACUUGUCUUCUUCUGAAUCAUCCCCCUCCUCCCCCGCAUCCAGAAGCUCGACCCCAUCUUCGCUCUGCUCCGAUGACGAAGCUGACAGUAAACCCCGCUUUUCCCCGAAGCAGGCGGUUUCGCCUCAGUCCAUUCCCAACCUGGGCCGAGUCGCUUCUGAACUGAUGUACUGGGCACGGAAUGCCUACAAUCCCGCAUUCUACGGCUUCACUCCUCAGAUUGUGAAGGUGAUUGAAAAUGAAUGCACAUCCUUAUGCCAUAGCGCCGGUGUCGACGUGGCGGACUAUUCAUCCGUUCGGGAAGAGAAGAGCAGAGCCAAGCAGGUCAAGGAGAAGAAAAAGAAAAGGCGCUCCAGACGGGCUUGA
This is a messenger RNA of Aspergillus aculeatus ATCC 16872, 2970 nucleotides long. RefSeq names its product basic helix-loop-helix domain-containing protein. Gene Ontology annotation, biological process: SREBP signaling pathway; positive regulation of transcription by RNA polymerase II. The record is from RefSeq and is a predicted model, not a curated record. NCBI's taxonomy places the organism in Eukaryota, Fungi, Ascomycota, Eurotiomycetes, Eurotiales, Aspergillaceae. The transcript has a single exon. The coding region runs from base 1 to 2970 and encodes 989 amino acids. Gene Ontology annotation, molecular function: protein dimerization activity.